Vicia villosa (hairy vetch) is the source of this 2271-nucleotide messenger RNA. RefSeq lists its product as uncharacterized. The transcript has 3 exons. Gene Ontology annotation, molecular function: nucleic acid binding; zinc ion binding. NCBI's taxonomy places the organism in Eukaryota, Viridiplantae, Streptophyta, Magnoliopsida, Fabales, Fabaceae. The coding region runs from base 1 to 2271 and encodes 756 amino acids. The record is from RefSeq and is a predicted model, not a curated record.
AUGGCUCAGAGAAACAUUAUUUGUUCAGUGCAUUACAAUGGUGUUAUCAGUAACGAUCUAACCAACGGUUUUUCGUUUAGCAAUACCGAAACAAAACGUUUCAAAGUGCAUUGUAGAGCCGAUUUUAUGCAUUUGAAGGAACGGAUCGAAACAAAAUUGCAACUUCCUGUAAGUGAAAUUAUUUAUCGACUUCCGUUGUUUAAUGGAGACAGCGGUAUCAUUUUUUACGUCAUGAAACCAAUAGAGGACGACGAUGGCGUUAAAGUGAUGUUCGAAUGUCACAAUUCGUUUGCUCCUCUUGACGAUACCGAGCUAUAUGUUCAUAUAGUGGACGAGUACAGUGAGGAUGAAAUACAAGAAGUGCAAUAUGAAGAUCUUUUUGGUGAUGACAAUGACCCUGAUAUUGUUGAGCCGUCGCAUCCUACAAUUGCACGACCGAUUAGCAUGUACGCCCCACCGGAUCACAUGCGAAAUAUCUGUUUAGAAGAGGCACAGUCUGAAUCAAUAUUUGGUUCGCACAUAACAAACUAUAGUCAUGUUGAUUUAUAUGAGGGAAUGGAGUUUGAAGACAAGGAGGAGUGCGUUGCUGCUAUACAACAUUGGCAUAUCACCAAUAAUCUUGAUUAUUGGGUAUACAAAUCUGAUACGAAGAGAUAUGUCAUCAAAUGCACAAAUCCAACUUGCCAAUUCAAAUGUAGAGCAUCAGUUCGCAAGAAGAAUUCUAAGUGGAUGAUAGGUAAGUUGAGUGGACCACAUGUCUGCACAACCACUUCAAUGUCGCAAGACCAUAGACAACUUACCUCAGAUAUUGUCUCUCACUGCAUCAGAGAUCUGGUUAACACCGACCCAUCAAUUAAGGUAAAGCUCAUAAUUUCUCAUAUAACAGGAAAGUAUGGUUAUAAUAUAUCUUACAGGAAAGCGUGGAUUGCAAAGGUAAAGGCCAUAGAAUCCUUGUAUGGAAACUGGGAGACAUCUUACAAUGACCUUCCACAAUGGUUAUUGGUAAUGAAAACAUAUCUGCCUGGAAUGAUAAUAGACUUGGAAACGUUACCUGCAUUUUCAAACGAAGGAAGCCAGUUGGGUGAUAAGAUGAUAUUCCAUCGUCUAUUUUGGGCUUUUCAACCAUGCAUCCAUGGUUUUGCCUAUUGCAAGCCAAUUGUUCAAGUCGACGGAACAUGGUUGUAUGGAAGGUACAAAGGGACAUUGUUGAUGGCUGUGGCGCAGGAUGAGAAUGGUAACAUUUUUCCAAUUGCUUUCGCUAUUGUCGAGGGUAAAACCAAGGAUGCUUGGAGUUUUUUCCUUCGUAAUCUAAGAAGCCACGUGACACCCCAACCCAAUCUAUGCCUAAUAUCAGACAGACAUCCAUCGAUUAAAAGUGCCUAUGAUGAUCCUGCAAAUGGAUGGCAAAAUCCUCCGUCUUCACAUGUCUAUUGCAUUAGAUAUGCAUUGACGGAGUCAACGUACAAUUACUAUAGAACCGAAAUUCGUCUGACAAAUAUAGAUGCUUUGGAGUGGAUUGAAAAUAUCCCCAGGGAGAAGUGGGCAAGGGCGUUUGAUAGAGGGCAACGAUGGGGACACAUGACGACUAACCUUGCAGAAGCAAUGAACUCUGUGCUAAAGGCAAUCAGAAAUCUUCCAAUAGCGUCUUUGUUUUCGGCCACAUAUUUUCGGAUGGGAGCAUUAUUUGGUCAACGCGGACAUGAAUGGACAAAGAGGUUGACAUCAGGCCAAACUUUUACAGACAAGUGUAUCAAGGGGAUGACUGAAGAAGUCAACAAAGCAAGCAGUCAUAAUGUUUACCAGUUUGACCGGGAGAGGUUCUAUUUUAUGGUGGCCGAAAGAAUAAACCGCAACGAUGGUCGUCCAACUGGUACUUAUGGUUUUGAUCUGCGAAAAAGAACAUGUGAUUGUGGAAAAUUUCAAGCGUUCCAUUUGCCUUGCUCACAUGUGAUUGCAGCAUGUGAAAGUAUACGCCAAGACUACACCAUUCACAUACCCGACGUGUUCAAGAUACAGCAUGUUUUUAAAGUCUACCAACAAAGCUUCCAGAUCCUCCCACAUCAAGACAAUUGGCCGCAAUAUAGAGGGCCUACUCUUUGUCAUGACGAAACUAUGCGUAGGAAAAAAAGAGGACGCCCUAACAGUACUCGGAUUCGAACCGAAAUGGACGACGUGGAAAAGGAAAAGAGAAUGUGUGGGAUAUGCCGUGAAGUAGGCCAUAUCCGAAGUAAAUGUCCAAAUGUAGUAGGCCCGUCCAAUAGGCCUAAUUAA